AUGGAGUUUUUAGGUGUUCCUAAUCCCAUUGUUGUUCUUACCUGGAUCCAAAACACAGAAAAAGUGUUCCGUGUUUCUUAUGUGGUUAAUGAAGAAAAGGCUAAUUAUGCUUUUGCAAUGCUCAUCGAAGAUGCCGUGGUCUGGUGGGAAGCAACGUUUGAAGCUCUCAACGAGUAUGACCAGGGGAGUUUAUCUUGGGAAAUGUCCAAAACUCGUUUGCUUGGAAAGUAUUGUCCUGUAGACAUGAGGAGAACAUUGGAGAAAGAAUUCCUCGAGCUUAAACAGGGAGAAAUGACUGUGAAUGAUUAUGAAACUCAAUUCAAUCAAAAAGCACGGUUUGCUGCAAAGUAUAUUUCAACUGAAGACGAUAAAAUUCAGUUAUUCAUGGAAGGACUAUGGUAUGAAAUCUGCGAUUUCGUGGUCAAUCGGGAUGUUCUAUCAUUUGAUAAAGCUGUUGAGUAUGCCCGAAAGCACGAGCAUGACUUAGAGAUACGUGGUGCCACUCUUUCUGUUCUGAAGCAUCCACGUGUUGAUCGAACUGUUCUUGUUUCCUCUAUUCCAUCAGCUCAAUCCGUUCGAUUUGAUCAUGGAAAACAAGUACUAUCUCAUUAUACUUCUCGUGGACGUGGAAGGUCAUAA
This is a messenger RNA of Lactuca sativa (garden lettuce), 639 nucleotides long. RefSeq lists its product as uncharacterized. NCBI's taxonomy places the organism in Eukaryota, Viridiplantae, Streptophyta, Magnoliopsida, Asterales, Asteraceae. The record is from RefSeq and is a predicted model, not a curated record.